Messenger RNA from Lytechinus pictus (painted urchin), 4876 nucleotides. RefSeq names its product N-acetyltransferase ESCO1-like. Gene Ontology annotation, biological process: mitotic sister chromatid cohesion. The transcript has 11 exons. The coding region runs from base 515 to 2173 and encodes 552 amino acids. Gene Ontology annotation, molecular function: protein-lysine-acetyltransferase activity. Gene Ontology annotation, cellular component: chromatin; nucleus. The record is from RefSeq and is a predicted model, not a curated record. Lineage: Eukaryota; Metazoa; Echinodermata; Echinoidea; Temnopleuroida; Toxopneustidae.
ACUAACCUAUUGAGUUCGCGCGCUAUCGAUGUUCGCGCCACGAAUUUGUUUUGAAAAAGUAGCACGAUUGCGAGCUACACGUCAGCUACAGCAAUCCGCCGCCAGAGAUACGGGCGGCCGGGCUGACUGGUCUACGCAUGCAAGGUCUGUUAUGCCAAAGCGUAGUCACCGGCUGGAGCAUGGAGUUGGAUAUGGAAGUGACAACUCUCUUCAUUUUUAUCUAGGCCCUAACAUUAACCGUUCAAAGCAUUAAUUUGUUAUUAAUCGCACUCAGCACUACAGCGGGGAAGUCUGCAGUUGACAAGAAAAGAGUGAAUGCAUGCUGAUACCUAUCACCUCUAAAGAGCAAUGAUCGGGAUGGCCAAGUCUACUCCCAAAACAGCCAGCAAAGUCUCUUCGAGCAAAACCAAGGACCUGUCACCAUCCAAAGUUUUAGCCAUUGUUGCUAAUUGGAAUAACGCAGAAUCACCAGAAAAAUCCCCUUUAAAACGGUCUGGUCGGAAACGUCCCCGAGAUGAACAGCUCUCGGCGUCUGUUCCUCGCAGCCGGCGUCAACGGAAGACUUUUCGCAAAGACUACCUAUCCCAGUCUUCGGAAGAUGAUGAACUACCAAGCUUCAAGGCAACAUCGUUUUACCACGUCCAAAGAGCCGUCAAUGAAAACCAAAAAGACUGCACCGCCUACCAAAUCAUCAGCCACCAAGCCCCAUCAAAAUCAAAAGGCGACGACCAUCAAGGAGAAGCUUGAUCCGUCUGCUAAUGAGAAAACUGCCCGUGGGUUGGACUUUGGGACUGGCGUGGUCAAUAGGCAGGAUGUAGCUCCAUUGCGUAAAGACCCUGAUGAGCGAAAGGAAGCUGAUGGGUGCAACAAGAAGAGCCACCUUAAGGAUAACCUAAUGGACUUCCUGGUAUUUAACGAUGAGGAUUUUAAAGAUGACAAUAGGGACACAGAGGACUUUGUCCAAAACCUUCUAUUGGAAAUUGACAAUGACCUUGAUGAAGCUGAGAACAUCUUGAAAAGGUCGCCCCGGAAACGCAAGAUGAAGACGGAUAAAGAGUGUUUGGUUUCUUCCCCAUCCCCUGGAAAAUCUCCAAGAAGACAAACUCCAAACAGACGGAGAAUGAGCUCAACGCCAAUAUCCUCAAAGAAAUCCUCGCAGCCUCGUCUUGAUGGUUGGCUGAGCAAGAUAGAUGCCCCGCUCACAAGCACUCGUAGCCCGAGGAAGAAAUCUGUGCUGCAGAGGUCAGAUGUCAAAGGUCAAGUCAUGGACAUCCUGACUCCAGAUUCUACCAAUGUGUCUCCUCCAAAAGUAUCGCCUAACAAGCCUACCAAACUCUACCCGGUCUUCACCCCUCCUACCAGCCCUCAUCUAAACACGACACCCACUUCAAGAAAGAAGCAGAGCAAUGUAGGAAAGCUGAAAUCGCCAAAGGUACAUGUACAAGAAAGAUCACCUUUGACUAAAUCGCUGAAAAGCAAGACAGAUAACCUGGAACAAACCACUCUGGAUCUUGGUCAGAAGCGUUACGGCGCAGUGACCUGCGCGACCUGUGGGACUGUUUACACAGCUGCACACCCCGAAGAUGAAACGGAUCAUGCCAGGUUUCACAAAAAAUACCUCAGCAGUAUCAAGUUUCCAGGUUGGAAACAAGAGGAAGUGCUGGAAUCCUUUCAUGACGGCCGAAUCCUCGUCGUUACCCAUGAAUCUCCAUACUAUGCUGAGAAGAAGGUAGAUGAGAUACGGGAGUUGGUCGACAGGGAGCUAGGAUUUAUGCAAGCUAAUAAUAUCGUCAGCAAGGAUUUGUGCAAGACCUAUCUGUUUAUUACAUUGGAUAAGAAAGUUGGAGGCUGUCUCAUAGCUGAACAGAUAUCAAAGGGCUAUCGAGUGAUAGUUGAUGAUCAUAAACCUGACGGAAAUGAUUCUCAGAAAGCUUGGUGCUGUGAGAUUGAGUCGGAGCCCGCCCUCUGUGGUAUUAGCCGUAUAUGGGUCCCUAUGCAAUGCAGGAGGAAAAGAAUCGCUUCUAGAAUGGUAGACUGUAUGAGGAAAAACUUCAUGUUUGGAACAGUGCUGUCCCCUGAUGAUAUCGCCUUCUCAGAUCCUACCCCUGAUGGCAAGGUCUUCGCUACCACGUACACCGGAACACCAAGAUUCCUGGUUUAUAAGUAUCACUGAUCCUUCAAGGACUGCUCUGCAAACCAGUGGUCAAAGAUGUUUGUUACCACGUACACCAGAUCACCAAGAUUCCUGGUUUAUAAGUAUCACUGAUUCUUCAAGGACUGUUCUUCAAACCAGUGGUCAAAGAUGUUUGUUACCACGUACACCGGGUGAGCAUUUCAUGAAAGAACUUGUCAGACCGUUUAUCCGACAAGUCCCAUUUUAUCCGACAGUCACCAUAGUAACAGUGCUUCUCAGCCAAUCAAAAUCCAGAAAAUUUGUCGGAUCUGACAACUUGUCGGACAAAAACGUUGAUGAAACGCUCCCCGGAUCACCAAGAUUCUUGGUCUAUAAGUGUCAACGAUUUUCAAAGACUGUUCUUCAAGCUAGUAUCCAAACCUCUUUGCUACUUGUAGUAAUGUCCAAGUGUACUGGAAUAUCAAGAGUCCCAGUCUAUAAGUAUAAAAAAAUUUCAAAGACUGUUUUUCAAACCAGUAGCCAGACAUCUGUGCUACAUGCACCAAGGUCCAAGUACACAGGAACACCAAGAUUCCUGGUUUAUAAGUAUCACUGAUCCUUCAAGGACUGUUCUGCAAGCCAGUGGCAAAAGAUCUUUGCUACAUGUACCAAGAACACCGGAACACCAAGAUUCCUGGUCUAUGUCGGAAGUACCAGUGAUUCAUCUUUAAGAACUGCUAUUCGAGCCAGUGGCCAAAGAUUUCAUUCCGUCAUCAAGAAAUUGUUAUCAGGUGCGCAGUAAACUUUGAUUCGUCUCAUUCUUACCUUGGCACCGAGAAAUUGGCUAAGUUAAUCUGUAAUGUCCUGAAUAAAGAGGAUAUUUCACAAUGUUUGACAAAAUAUCACUCUUAAAUUCAUGGGAUUACUGUUUUUUCAUCCUUAUGACCUGUUUUAUCAGUAUUAUUGGCAUAUAAAUUUUGUUCAUACUGUACGUACAAACACUGGAUUUUAUUUGAACUCAAUUUGAGAUCGUUACCACAAUUAGUAUCUAUAACAGACACUCCUAGGCAAAGUAUCACAGAGGGAUGAACUUGAUCUUUAAUUCCUUGCUAAAGACUAAAAUUUAUUUUCACAGUACUUUUUCCAAGCAGUAGUGAAUCAUGUUCCCACAUGGUGGCAAUAUUCAGUUUGAUUGCUUUUCAGCUUUAAUAGAUUUAUGUGUUUCACAAAGUUAGAUCCUGUACGAUAUGGGAAAAGUUCAACCUUGGAUUUUAAAAUGACUUUCUUGUAAAAUUGUUGUUUGCUACAAAAACUGAAGUUGAGCUUUAAAUGGUUGACAGUGAAUGAUAGUAACAUUCAAUCUUGUUUGCCCUUUCUAACCUUCAUGUACAUUGUGUUCAAUAAUAUACAUUUUGCACAGUAUUGUUGAUAAUGAUUUCUUCAACAAAAUUCAUUUCUAUAAUAAGAAUAGUUACAUGUCUAAAUAAUAGUAUACAAGUUGUUAGCUAGUCUACUGGGCAAACCCUUUACUCGAGUUAACCCUAAAGAUGGCCCCCCCCCCCCUUGACGCUUCGCGCGAUAUUUCAUAAACGCAAAAAGAUGGCACCGCAAAAUUUUAUGACUUUUUUUAAAGCCUCGCAUAACUUUUGAGACCAAAUUCGUGACAUAUGGGUAUGGCCUCGCGUCGCCACAACAUCAUGCCGAAAAUGGCUAAUUUUUAUACUUCGUGUACAAAGUCUAUGGUAGAUGAAAUUCAUAAAAGGGUGAUUAUUUUUUAUUCUAAUUGGUCUGCUUAAUUAUCUAGGGUUUAAUUUAGUUGUUAAAUGGUUUGUAAUAAUUUCUAUGGAAAAAAGAUAAUGAAAAACAAAGAAGUACAUAAGAAAUUCCAAAAACAAAGAAAUACAUAAGGAAAAAUUGGCUUUUGCAAUUUUUCUUUGUGGAAACCUUUAAAUUAGAUUACAAAGAUGACAUCUGGAACAAAAAGAAGAAAAUUUGAAGUGAAAUUGGGUGUUAGAUUUGCAAAUAAUUAUUUUCAGAAUUUUGUUUUAUACUGGCUUGUAGUUUAUGUGGUAGAGAAUGUGCGUGCCAAAUUUCGGCGUGAUCGUGCAAACUACGGCGGAGAUCAAAAUGGGGGGGGGGGGCAGGAUGCCCCCCAGUCUUCAAUACAUCUCAAAUACAUGUAGCUCAGUCCUUAUAGGGUUAAUGGGUUUGACUGCUCCACCUAAAACGGCUUGUGUCCAGCAAGUUUUAUAGUCUAAGACCCACUUGUUGAUCAAAGUUCAAUCAGGGUAUAUGCCUGCAGACUAGUUAUUUGCAGUAAAAAUAAUAGUUCUUAUUAAAUCUAUUCAUCUAGGUUCCCCACAUCACAGUUAUUAGUUUGCAACAAAGGGGAUGAUCCCUGUCUCUUAAGUAUUAUGCAAGAUUUGUUAUACUAGUUGCCCGUCCAGUUCUUGCAAUAACUUGUAUACAGCUCGACCAAUACAAAUAUAAGUUAUGAAUCUAAUUCGAAUAAUAUCCAGCAACUUUUCGAUGAAAAUCAUCCGUCUUCAUUAAGUACAUGUAGUAGAAGAAGUCUCCCCAGGGAUUUCAGAAGCCUCCCGGUUGUCAUGUGAUCCACUCUAAUCCAGGCGUUUGUAUGUAAUUUCGCGCAAAUUGCAGCUUCAUUGCGUUGUCACUCAUUUACAUUAAUCCUGAGAAAUUUAAAUCAACCUCAUUGUUCUUAAUGCCAUGCAUCAAUCAUAAUUACAUGUAUGUUUGUCUUUC